Messenger RNA from Spizellomyces punctatus DAOM BR117, 2331 nucleotides. Its product is annotated as translation initiation factor eIF3 core subunit b. The transcript has 6 exons. Gene Ontology annotation, molecular function: translation initiation factor binding; RNA binding; translation initiation factor activity. Bases 104 to 2194 code for a protein of 696 amino acids. Gene Ontology annotation, biological process: translational initiation. Lineage: Eukaryota; Fungi; Chytridiomycota; Chytridiomycetes; Spizellomycetales; Spizellomycetaceae. The record is from RefSeq and is a predicted model, not a curated record. Gene Ontology annotation, cellular component: eukaryotic translation initiation factor 3 complex.
CCAGGGCUGACGCAAUUUGAAGAUCAGACUGUAACGGGAAGACACGUAUUCACAGCGUUUGACAUCUAUUUUCCCCGUCUACUGCGAUUGGUCAGUUCUAAAGAUGCCGCCCGCGCUUGACACCCACCUCGAUGAGGACGAGCUCGCAGAAAUUGACUUCUCCGACAUUGAAGAGCGAUACCGUGUUGAUCUUCCCACCGGCUUCGACACGGUUGUCGUUGUCGACAAUGUUCCGGUUGUCGGAGACGCCAAAAGGGAGAAGCUUCUUACCAUGAUCCGUAAAAUGUUUUCGAAUAUGGGAGCGAUCAAGGAUUUGCAUAUGCCAACUGACCCGAAAACCGGGGAAUCUAAAGGGUUUCUCUUCAUUGAUUUUGAGACACCUGAAGGAGCGGCAAUGGCUGUAAGACACGGCAACGGUACACGGCUGGACAAGAGGCACGUCCUUGCCGUCAACCGGUUUGACGAUAUUGAGACGUACACGAGUGUAAGCGACGAAUAUCAAGAGCCCGAAGAGGAACCUUUUGUGGAGAAGGAGUACAUGAAGAGCUGGCUCGGGGAUCCCCGUGCGCGUGAUCAGUGGGUUAUGAUGAAGGGAGAAGACGUUAGCAUUUACUGGAACAACAAAGGCGAGCAGCCUGAUUUGGUGCACAGCAGAAGCAACUGGUCCGACAUGUACGUCUCUUGGUCGCCCAAAGGUACAUACCUUGCAACCUUCCACAAGCAGGGUAUCGUCUUGUGGGGAGGUCCAAGCUGGAGCAAAAUCGUUCGAUUUCCACAUACCAACGUCAAGCUCAUCGACUUCAGCCCCAAUGAAAAAUACCUGACCACUUGGAGCCAUGAGCCUUUUGUAACUCCUGAAGGAGAGCAUCAUCACAUUGCGAUUUGGGAUAUUGUUACCGGAAGAAAGCUGCGUACCUUCCCCCUUGAAUCGUCAGCGUUAGGUCAACAAGACGGCAAACAGAACACAGUUAAAAUUGACUGGCCUAUGUUCAAAUGGUCUCACGAUGACAAGUACGUUGCCCGUAUGUUACCGGACAUGAUCAGUGUAUACGAGACUCCGGGAAUGGGUUUGCUGGAUAAGAAGAGCUUCAAGAUCCCUGGUGUCAAGUCAUUCGCUUGGUCACCCUCCGACCAUAUUUUGAGCUACUGGACCCCCGAAAGCGGUAAUAUCCCAGCGCGUGUCACUUUGACCCAGGUUCCUAGUCGCAACACCGUCCGAACCAAGAAUUUAUUCAAUGUCAUUGAUUGUAAAUUGUACUGGCAAUCGGCUGGAGACUACCUCCUCGUCAGAGUUGAACGAGUAAAAACAAAGAAGUCGACCAUGACCAACUUUGAGGUGUUCCGCAUGCGUGAAAAGGAUGUGCCUGUUGACGUGUCGGAGAUUGACAGCAACAUAGAAGUUACCAAUAUCUUCUGGGAGCCAGCAGGGCCGCGCUUUGCGGUACUAGCUCAGGAAGGACAAAAGAUUCUAUGCAACUUUUAUCAAAUGGUCACAGCCAAGGAUACGACAGCGGGAAAGAAAGGAGGCCCAUCAGCAACUGACCUUGCUCAAGGCGUGAAAUUGCUCAAGUCGGUAGAUGCAAAGGGCACAAAUCAGGUGAUAUGGUCACCGAAAGGACGAUUCUGCGUAUUAGCGGGUGUUCGGGCUUUCCAAGGAGAACUUCAAUUCUGGGAUGUGGAUGAGCUCAUUUUGAUGAACACUGGCGAACAUUACAUGUGCACAGACGUUGAAUGGGACCCUACUGGACGAUACGUAACCACCUCUGUGUCCUGGUGGCGUGUUCAGAGUGAUACUGGUUUUAUCAUGUGGACAUUUACAGGUCAAGUUCUGGCCAAGCAGAGCGUCCCAUUCUUCAAACAAUUGUUGUGGCGCCCACGACCACCUAUUCUCCUGAGUCCCGAAAAACAAAAGCAAAUACGAAAGAAUCUCAAAGAGUACAGCAAGCAAUUUGAGGAGGAGGAUGCGGCUCAGACUAAAGCCGUCAGUCGGGAAGUGCUCGAAAAGCGGGUACGCCUUUGGAAGGAGUGGAACGAAUAUGUCGCUCGUGUGCGGGACGAUUACGAACGUGCAAAGGAUCUUCGAACCGAUAUCUGGGGCUUCGAUCCUGAAGAGGUGGAUGAAGGAGAAGUUGAGGGUGUUGAGGAAUGGGUGGAGGAGAUCAUUGAAGAAACGGAGGAAAUCGUGGAAGACUAGAGGCGGCGGGAUGCCCAAAUUUUUUAUGAUCUUGCAGGCGUUUGGGAUCAUACAAAUAUACGCAUGAUAGAGCACUGGCAUGUCUAUUCCAAAACCGCAGUGUUUGAGAAAUUUCAAUGUGAUUCGACUCAUUCCUA